Messenger RNA from Grosmannia clavigera kw1407, 534 nucleotides. RefSeq names its product high mobility group protein. Lineage: Eukaryota; Fungi; Ascomycota; Sordariomycetes; Ophiostomatales; Ophiostomataceae. The transcript has a single exon. The coding region runs from base 1 to 534 and encodes 177 amino acids. The record is from RefSeq and is a predicted model, not a curated record. Gene Ontology annotation, molecular function: DNA binding.
AUGCCGCGCCAAUCCACAGCUGCCACCGGCACCGACGGCGUACCCCACACGACGCGACCCGCCCAGGAAAGCAGCGCCAAAGUAGCGAAGCCUGCGAGCGGCAAAGGCUCUGGCAAGCGUGGCCGCCCUCCGAUGGAUCCUACGCAGCGCAAGACGCAGGCAUACGUGCCAACCGGCCGGCCGCGCGGACGCCCCCCCAAAGACCCCUCUCAGAAGAAGAAGUCGGCCACGGCAGCAGAGCCGACGAGCAAGGCGGCAUCCGGAUCUGGCCGUGGUCGCGGGCGGCCACCAGGUUCCAAGUCGAAGAAGGCGGCGGCACUAGCAGACCCAAAACCGGCUGCCUCUGCGACCUUGGCCAAGACGCCCGGGAAGCGCGGCCGCAAGAGCAAGGCGACGCUCGCUGCAGAAGCAGCAGCUGCAGAAGCAGCACUGGAGGCGACAGAGGCAGCCGGCGUCACCGGUUCUAGUCCUCUGGAAGGGGAUUAUGCAGAAGAGGAAGAACAAGAAGACGAGGAAGACGAGUCCAGCGAUUGA